GUAAAACGGUGUUGAAAAGAUCUGACUUUAUGUCUUUAGGAUUGAACCAGGAAGUGGAAGCAACAGUGAUGAACUGUUGCCUUUCUCAGUUAUCACACAUUGCUGGAGAGAAGGGCAAGGAUGUUUAUGUUCUUGAUUCAUAUGUGGUGGCCACUUGGCAACCACCUCUGAAUUGUGAUCCAUUUCUGUCCCUGCCAACCGAUGCAUCCUCAAAAGACUGCAUCCUGUUUCCUAUAUGCAAAUCAGGUCACUGGACCCUAUGCCACAAUCGCAAUAAAGAUGGUUCCAGGAUCUUGGAAGCUGGUUAAAAACAAGGGUGUUCCAGCACAGUCAGGAUCUGUGAACUGUGGAGUAUUCAUGCUAAUGUAUGCACUGUACAUGGUGUUUAACUGGGAGUUUGACUUUACCCAGAAUGAUAUGGCCCAUAUCAGGCGGUGGUGGGUGAAUCUGCUACUGUCAAAAAUGACACAUGGAAGAAAGAGGAAGUGCACAUCAGCCAUGCCAGUCAGUGAAGAGACAGAACGAGAGGAGGCAGGACAAGUACCAAACAUCGAAAUCUUGAUGUUGCCGGACGCUGUCCUGUCUGAAAUUCUACUCCUCGUGGUCCUUGAGGAGGGGGAUUCUGGAUUGUUGAAUCUGUCUUUAGUUUGUUCUAAAUUCAGAAGUCUGGUGGAUACAGACUCAUUUAGGAGGAGGGCACACUUCUGCUGGCUUGACAGUGUAACAAAUUGGAGAGGGAAGACUUGUCAAGAGUAUUAUCAGAUGUACACACUGCAGCCCUGCAGACACUGCAAUGACAUUUACAAGAACUGCUUACCAGGUUAUGUUGGAAGAGGAAAACGAGGAGAAAUCCAAGGCUUUUACUCUGAAAACACCCAUCCAGGGUUUUGCAGUGAUUGGUGUCAGCUGCUGGAGAGUGAAAAUUCAUUCACUCUUCCAGGUCCAGUCUAAAAGCCUACUUGACUAUCCAACUCGUCUAAUUGCGUAGGACAUAUAAGAUCGGUUCCAACCAGCACACAGCUUGUUCCGCCUGCUUCAAUCGGGUAGGAGGUACCGCCUCUUCUCAGGCAGUUAGACUGCUGAAUAAGAACCACCCCGGCUACCUCUUCUCACCUAAUCCACUCACUUAACACUACCCAACAACUACAAUAACGUGAACUGGACUUUGCAUUGUUGCAGCUGCACAAAAGUGACUGUUCUGGUUCAUGGUGACUGUUUGCCUUAUCCCUUGUUUUUGUCGCUUUCCCCGUUUCCUUGCUAUUGUUGAUCUCACUUAAUCUGUCUAUUAUUUAUAUUAUCAAACAUUGCAAUAAUUGUGACUGGACUUUGCAUCGCUGAAGCACAUUCAAGUAUACAACAUCUUUUUCUGGUUACUAUUGAUUCUCUGCCUCAUACACUUUAUUUUUUUUAUCUUUAUUCCUGUUUGAUAUCUGCCGCUGUGCCUUGUUACAAAAUAUGCUCUUGUUGAUCUUAUUCCUCAUAAAUUGCACUGUCGACUGAUGCCCUAAUGUAAUUUUGUUGUAACACUGCAAUGACAAUAAAUUGUUAAGAUGAUCUUUA
Messenger RNA from Pimephales promelas (fathead minnow), 1560 nucleotides. The record is from RefSeq and is a predicted model, not a curated record. NCBI's taxonomy places the organism in Eukaryota, Metazoa, Chordata, Actinopteri, Cypriniformes, Leuciscidae.